GCCCCUAUGACCUUCCUCUCGCGAGACUUGAUGCGUCUUUCUGCGAGAUCAUCUGCACCAAGAAAUCGGAUCCAGAACCAGAACACAAUCUGCACAUUUCUGCGUGGGUCAUGGAGUCGCCCUCUCACAGCCUCUUCCUGCUCCAGCAGCUCAAUGUCCAGAGAGAGUUUGGCUUCCUGUGCGACUGCACCGUCGCCAUCGGCAACGUCUACUUCAAAGCUCACCGGGCCGUGCUGGCAGCCUUCUCCAACUACUUCAAGAUGAUCUUCAUCCACCAGACCAGUGAGUGCAUAAAGAUCCAGCCCACCGACAUUCAGCCAGACGUGUUCAGCUACCUGCUGCACAUCAUGUACACCGGGCGGUGCCCCAAGCAGCCGGUGGAUCCGAGCCGGCUGCAGGACGGCAUGAAGUUCCUUCACGCCUACCAAUUGUGUCGGAAACAUGCCGAGGGCGCCGCAGACUCCGGCGUGGAUGACGACAUGGUCCGGAUGUCCAACCUGUACGGAAUCCAAAUCUCAUCUCAGCUUGCCAACAAAGAAGCGGGCGGAGCCCCCGAGACAACGACCGCCCCUUCCGAGGGCCGGGGGGGGGGGUCCCACCCUCAGCUGGCCCUCGCCGCCGGACUGGAGGGGGUCCCGUCUGCAACGCACAAUGUGUGCUCCGUGGCGUCCGGGGAGGAUUCAAACCUCACCGCCCAAAUCAAGAAGGAGCGGGUGGAGGAGGAAGAGGAGGAGGAGGAUGGCAAACAGGCGCCCGGGGGGGGGUCUCCGGAUAGCAGCCCCAUGCAGGAUCUCCUCUUCAAAGACCGGGCCCUGGUCCUGCUGUGCCCCCGCUGUGGGGAGCGCUGCUCCUCCCCCGAGGACCUGAGGGAUCACCUUUUCAGCCACGCCCUCGACGCGGGGGCGCAGGGCGGCGAGCUGGACACUGGCGGGGAGGAAGGUCCGACAGAGGACGCCCGCUGGCUGGAGGAGGCGCUGAGGCAGAGCCAGGCAUUGGCCAACCAGCUGGCGGCAGAGCUAAGGAGGAGCCGGGGCGGAAGAGGUGGAGGC
Messenger RNA from Gasterosteus aculeatus aculeatus (three-spined stickleback), 1049 nucleotides. RefSeq names its product zinc finger and BTB domain containing 25 (gene zbtb25). Gene Ontology annotation, biological process: regulation of transcription by RNA polymerase II. The record is from RefSeq and is a predicted model, not a curated record. Gene Ontology annotation, cellular component: nucleus. NCBI's taxonomy places the organism in Eukaryota, Metazoa, Chordata, Actinopteri, Perciformes, Gasterosteidae. Gene Ontology annotation, molecular function: protein binding; DNA-binding transcription factor activity, RNA polymerase II-specific.